CACUGAUGAAUCAGGAAUUGUUUGAUGAAACUGUUUCACAAUCACAGCGGGUGAUCUGACAAUAAACAAGCAAGCUAAGCACAUUCAAAUCAAAAGCCUGUUCAAUAGCAAGGUUGCCGUCGGUGUGUCUCACGCCAUCGGUUCGGUGAAUACUAUCGCAUUAUUUGGCAGAGCUAAGAAGAUUUUAAGAAGGAAAACACACCACAGCCAUGCAAUUUGUUUUUGGUUGUCUGAUGCUUUUCAGUUUAACCAUAGCUGCUGAGAACCGAUGUAAAAAAAGCCCUCGAACACCCAAACCAGGAUGCUGUCCGGAUACUUAUAUUGGCCACUGCUGUCCAGGCAUCGCGCCUUGCACGCCGAUAAAGCCACGGCCAAUGCCAACCCGUACUAUGUCACUGCCAAACUUGCAAAAUAACAGGACAAUGGCUCUGAAGCUCCCUUGCUCACCUCCUUGGGACACAUCCGCCUGUGGUGAAGGAUUCUACAAUAUGAACGGAACAGUGGAAGCAUGUCCGCCUGGGUUUUAUUGUCCGGAACUUUUCGUAUGUAUCCUACCCUGCCCAUUGGGGGCCUACUGCAAGCAGUUCCAAGUCACAAGAUUCAAGCCGGAAAAAAAUGGUGUAUUGUGCAGGCGAAUGGGCAUGUGCUGUAGAAACUCUCAUGGUGUUUUACAUCCACCGACACAAAUUAGUCCAGGGGUAUUCAAAUGUCCAGGAAUGCCACACCCUGAUGCUUGCCCCAAAGGUAACUACUGUCCGAAUACAACAACCAAAAGAAAUUGUAAGGAUGGUCACUUCUGCCCAGAAGGCUCUGUCGAACCACUAAAGUGUCCGAUAUUAACAAGCUGUGGAGUAGGAGAAUCAGCACCCUUAAAAAAUGCUGCUGGACCGUUGCUAGCUGCAUUUCUACUUCUGCUCAUCGUUCUUUGCUAUCAGUUCUACGUACACUACUCAGAAAUAAAGUUCUACGCCCAGCUUUACUGUGGCAAUUUCAUGGGGCGAGAGAGGAGUUUUAGCGUCGCCUACAAUGUCACUGAUGGAAUGAUGGGUCUAACGUUAAACAUGAACGAGGUCUCCGAGUCGCCUGGAGAAGAUACAAAAAUCAAACCAAAAGACUACACUAUCGAUAUUUCGUUCAGAAACUUGAGUCUUACUUUGAAAACGGGUUCCAAAAAGGUGGUCCUUUCUGGAGUCAAUGGCGAAGUAUGUAGCGGUGAAGUGACGGCCGUUAUGGGACCGUCUGGUGCCGGAAAAACGACAUUUUUGAACGCACUGAGUGGAAAGGCCUACUACGGGAUAAGAGGUGGAGAUAUUUUAGUAAAUGGGAAAGCGGUUGACUCAAUAACGAAGUACAGAAGGGUAACUGGAUUCGUUCCACAAGAAGACACCAUGCAUCGCAAGCUGACAGUAAGGGAGGUUCUGCUUUUUCAAGGCAGGCUCCGAUUGCCAGGAAACACUGAUUAUGAGGUCAUCAAAGAUAGAGUCGAGCACAUUAUGGAGUUGUUAGAAAUAGCCCAUGUUGCCAAUGUGCCAAUAGGGGAUGAGGAAACACGUGGAAUUUCUGGAGGCCAAAGAAAAAGAGUGAACAUUGGAAUGGAACUUAUUGCUGAUCCAACACUACUGUUUCUUGACGAGCCAACAAGUGGCUUGGACAGCACAUCCAGCCUGUCAGUUCUGCGUGCAUUACGAGCUGUAGCAGAGAAAGGACGUCUCAAUGUUGUCUGUGUAAUUCACCAGCCUCGAUAUGAAAUUUUUGCAAUGUUCCACAAACUACUGUUUUUGGGCCCUGGAGGACGAACUGUGUACCAAGGAACGGUUGAGGGGGCACGCGACUAUUUUGAGACUCUGGAUUUCCCAUGUCCACCAAACAUAAACCCGGCUGACCAUUACAUGGAUGUUAUCGGAGGAGUUGUUAAAAAGGGUGACGACAAGUUUAAUCCUGUAGUGCUUUUUGACUCUUGGACCAAGCAUUCUUCUGAUUCGCAAGAUUUUAGCAAUGGCGAUACGGAGAAUAUUACGCUAAUGAAUUCGCAUGAUAAAGAUGAUGAUUUUCAGGGAAGGGCAAUGCCAAACAUUUUUUCCCAGUUUUUUGUUUUCCUCAAAAGAGAAGCAGUUCUCCAGCUUAGAUACAUCAAAUCAUUAAUACUUGACCUGUUCUUGGUGUUGCUUGCUGGCGGUGUUCUUGGAGCACUGUAUGCAGAGGUGUCACUACAAAAGACAAUUGCAAUGAACACAAUGAGCUCCUUGGCAAUUGGCCUCACAGCAAUUCUCGCCUCUUUACGAUGUUUUGGAAACCAUCGAACAACUUUCUGGAGAGAAUCAGCAUCUGGUGUAAACAGGUUCAGCUACUUUCUCGCUGUCAAUGUAUGUCAGUUGCCACUGAUCCUGGUCACCCCAUUGGUUUACUUAAGUCUGCAGUAUACAUUUACAUCGCCUAGAGCAUUGUUUAAAUAUCAUUACGGUGCAGUUUUGUUAGCACAGUUUGCCACAACUGGUAUUGGAUAUGCCAUUUCCUGCAUUUUCAACCCACGAAACUCCCAGAUGGCUGCUGUCGUUGUUGUGCUUAUUUCCUCUUUGCUAUCCGGCUCCAUGCCAGAUCUCUGCCAACUGAAUGACUUCAAGGUCAUCGGUCCUAUCGCUUACAGCCUCUCCUACUGCCGUUGGUUCGUCGAGGCUUUGUUUGAGAAGGAGGUUGAGCGAUAUCCUGCCAUUAUGCAGACGCAAAUCGAUUAUUUGGCCUUCAAGAAUAAUUAUAACCUUGAAAGUUAUGGGCUUUGUUUACUUGCGCUGUUUUGUUUUGGAAUAGUUUUCCGUAUUAUUGCUUAUCUUUGUUUAGUGUUUACAAAUCGUGGUCAACAGAAGUAGCCAGCGAUUUCCUAGACUUUAGAAGUGUAGCAGAACCUUUCAUACAGAACAUUUAAGAUCAUUUGAUUUUAGUGUACCCAAUAACUGUAGUUGUAUCUUCACAUCUUAAAAGUUUGUUUUUAA
Rhopilema esculentum is the source of this 2987-nucleotide messenger RNA. RefSeq lists its product as uncharacterized. Gene Ontology annotation, biological process: transmembrane transport. Gene Ontology annotation, molecular function: ABC-type transporter activity; ATP binding; ATP hydrolysis activity. The record is from RefSeq and is a predicted model, not a curated record. Gene Ontology annotation, cellular component: membrane. Lineage: Eukaryota; Metazoa; Cnidaria; Scyphozoa; Rhizostomeae; Rhizostomatidae.